UAAUCUCAUUUAUUACUGUACUGGAAGCCCAAACAAUUAAUCUCAGGUUCAGACUGACUUUUUUUUUGUUGUAAAGUCUCACGCUUUCAUAUGGGAAAGAUUCAACCAAACAUGCGGAAUGUGGACACACUCUCAGGACCUUCUGACUUUGGAGGUGCACACCUUCCACUGCGCAGUUUGUGAUUUUUUUUCUCCUCUUAUUAUCUUGAUUUUUUAAGCGCCCUCGAUGCAGUAUGCAAAACUGCAGCAGCACAUGACAUAGGACCUUGUUCAUCAGCAGGAGAACGUUUUUUUUUCUCUCUUUUUUUUUUCCCCCGAAUUUUGCUUUUGGGAUCUGGUCACCUGCUUUGCGCACCGGCGCACAGAGGCGCUCCUCCGCGGGGACCAGGAUGGGCUCCCCGGCGUGGACCCCCGGAGCUCUGCGUGCGUGGAAAGCCACGGUCGUCGUUUUCAACGUGAUUUCGGCGGUUGCAGCCAAAAGGCACGUCGUGUUUUGGAAUUCAACAAACACAAGGUUAACAGACGGAGAUCUGUCCAUUCAGGUGAAUCUGAAUGAUUACGUGGACAUCAUCUGCCCCCACUACCCCAAUAAGGAGACCCGAGGCGCCGGGCAGCAGGAGACGCUCGCUCUCUACCUGAUUGGAGAGAAGUCUUUCCAAGGCUGCGUGGAAACCAGAGGGGCCGUCAAGAGGUGGGAGUGUAAUAACCCCAACGCGACAUUCGAACCUGUGCGCUUCUCCGAAAAGAUCCAGAGGUUUACGCCUUUCUCGCUGGGGUUCGAGUUUCUGCCGGGGAAAAACUACUACUACAGCUCUCUAUCCACACAUGAAAGCGAUCAUCUGCCAUGUAUGAAGUUGCGUGUCUCGGUGUGCUGCGAGCCCACAUCAGAGGGCUCAAAACAAAUACAAGAAAACGUAGGUGUGCGUAGCGUUUCCUCCCAGAAGGCGGCUUCACUUCCUCUCCUGCUCGUCCUCCUGCUGUUGGGCACCUGACGCCGCCGCCGCCCUCGCCCCUGCUCUCUGUGGGAUCAGGACUUGUUACUCAGACUUUUCGAGUACGCCCGUGUCGUCUGCGUCCCCGACAGAGAACGGCGCGAUACGACCCGCGCGGAGCCGUUGGUGAUACCCGUGCUGCCUCGUGAGUGUUUACCUGUGAAAUUCCACAAAGAAUCGGGCUGUUUUCACCAAAACGGGGCCGCAGUGAGUCAGGGAUCGACACGCUGAAUCACACUGAUUCAUUUCUCUCUCCUCUUUCUUUCUUUCUUUUUUUUUUUUUUGUUUACCCGACUGUUGUGUAAGUAGUAGCACAGAAUCUUAGGUGGUUGUACAGCUGGACCUCGUCAUCAGACUCUAAUGCCAGAGAACGCAGUGUCUGUCAGGACCUGUUCCAACAGACGCGUUUCUACUUUUCCACUCCAGUUUCUUUUUAAUUUCUUCUCAAUGUGCUGUACUUUGUUGCUUUUUUUUUUUUUUUUUUUUUUUAAGCCUGCCUUAAGUUGGGGAUGGGGUGUUUAAGGCCAAAUAAACCAAGUACAGCACUACAGAGUGGCUCAGGUUGCAGGUAUGUCAGUUAACGGGUGACUUUUCAAAAAAAAAAAAAAAAAAAAAAAAAGGAAAUCCUGGCACGCUGUAGAUGAGCAGCCACAAGUAACGGA
Salarias fasciatus (jewelled blenny) is the source of this 1654-nucleotide messenger RNA. RefSeq names its product ephrin A4 (gene efna4). Gene Ontology annotation, biological process: ephrin receptor signaling pathway; axon guidance. Gene Ontology annotation, cellular component: plasma membrane. Lineage: Eukaryota; Metazoa; Chordata; Actinopteri; Blenniiformes; Blenniidae. Gene Ontology annotation, molecular function: ephrin receptor binding. Bases 390 to 992 code for a protein of 200 amino acids. The record is from RefSeq and is a predicted model, not a curated record. The transcript has 5 exons.